AACCAGCAUUAGUCCUGCUAAAGUGACAUCGAUCAUCUGAUAAUAAUAAAAAGAGUUAUCUGGCGACAAUUUCCCUUUCUAGCUUUUUUCUGAUAUCAGCAAGUGUUCAACCAAGGAAUGUGUAAAAGUUGGUAAUUAUGAUGGCUAGCAUGUUUGUCAUUGAGUUCCACUCUGUAGAAAACAAAACUGGACUCUGAAGUAUCCUCACAGGACGCUGCGUUGUAAUGACCUUAAAUUUUACUUUUAGUCUUACAUUCAAAAUAAAACACUUAUCAGUUAUUAAAGAAAGAGGUCAGAAAGGGUAUGUUAUCAGUCCAUUUCAGUUGUCUCCUUCCAGAUAUUUCCCAAAAGCCCAAUAGGUGUAGCCACUAGGAAGAAAGACACAUUUUUGAUCUGCCCUCUCAAGCGUUAAUAACCCCAUUCCACUUGAGCCCUUCUCUUCAUGCCAUUGAAUUAAUGAAGCAAACAGGCCAGGGCACGGCGCUUUCCAAAUUGGACAGCACUGAUGCACCGGACUGUCAGAGUGAGAAGCAGCCUAUGCAUAUUCAACUUUUGUAGGUGCUCUGCUGGAAUCCGUUUAUCAGAGUUAGGAUCCAUUCCUUGCUUUGCCUGCUGGACAGUUUCCUCCUCGCAGAUCCCACUCACAACACUGCAGGCUCAUCCCUAAAUUAAAACAGUGUUUCAGGCACUUUAUCAGCAUCACGCUUGACUCUGUCAAAAUGAGAGAGUCCUUCCAGUCUAAAAAACUACAGCACAUACACAUCGCCAAGUCUUUCUGCUCUGCUAAAAUAUGUUUUUCACGGAUGCCAGUCCAUCCAUGGGUUUUGAAGGGUUCUUUCAAGGGCAGUGGUUUGUAGACACUGGCCACCUUCCUCCCUUCUCUCUAUUCGAAUUGUCCUCAGCGUUGUGUGGAAAUUAUCCCAUCGCCAUAGUGUGAGGUCACCACUGGAAACACAAAGACAUCUCAGUCUUAUGUGAUAAUCAAACCAUGGUCACCAUCAUCAUUGGGGUGCUUCGCAUCAAAGGAUAUCAUGCUAUUCACGAGAAGCAUCAGUUGGUCUAGGUCAUUUCAACACAUUAGCUGAUUCACACUGUGUUUCAAUUUCCAGGCCUUCCACAGCAUCUGUCCACAGGCCUGUGCAGUACCUAUCCCAGUCCCCCUAUUACGUCUUCUAGCUCUGUACUAAAUGAAAGUCCCCUGUAAAGAUAUUUGGACCAGACAUAAACUAUGAGAGGGUCUAGCAGCUUCUACCCUUAAAAUGUAUUGCUGCAACUUUCCUUACUGAGGACUUGGCAACAGUGGAAGCAAUGUCUGGCUCCAAACAGGAGAAUUUUAGUCUCACUGCUCUGACCCUUUUUGGAACAAACCAUAAUACCAACGUACAUAAGUUAUGUACGCAGUGUUGCUUAAACAGUCACAAAACGGUCAGCAAACCUACAUUGCUGAAGUCUUACAACAGAGCAAAACAGCCAGUUCAAAUGAUGGUUGAAUGUACAUAUGAGAUCAUUUGAUAUUAAAAACAACACAUCCAUUCUACACACUAUGAGGCUUUGGCGUCACAGACAGUUUGAGAAACUUUACUGAUGCAGGAGCAAUGUCUUGGAUGCUAUCUGGCUGAAAGUGAUUCCCUUCCAAUUUAUUCUCUCACUGACAUCACCAUGGAACAUGUGAGCAAGGAUGUUCCAUGUGACACAUUUAGUGUUGUGACCACCGAUGGAGGCCAGGCAGCGAAUCUAAAAUGAAACAGAAACAGAAAAUCAAUGUCAAUAUCUUAUAAUUUACAGAAUGUUAAGAUUCAAACAACCCAUCAAAAUACAGAUAGAAAAAUAUUAAAAUACUCCUAGGAGAAUGAGACAUAUAUUGAUGGUCAAUAUAAUGUAGUCAAUCUUAGUGUUCUUUUAUUGUAAUCUGUUGUAAAACCAAGACUACAAGAAUGUUUUCCAGUUGCAGACUUCUCAGAAAACCUAUACAUCAGCGCCCACUGUAUAGGUUAUCUGAGAUUUCAGCAAACAACUGAGUAGUUCAUGAAAAGCAUGAUUUAAAGCAUUGGAAUAGUCUGUGCAUGUUAUACUGCUUUUCCACUCAAAUUAGCAGGUCAACACAGGUUUUUUAAAAGCAGGUCAAUCCGCUAAAAAUCGUGUGUUGACCCCAUUCACGCUUCCCACACUUGUUUUGUACAAAUCAAGACCAGUUAAACAUUUUUUUUUCAUCUGUCGAGACCUGUUAAAACAUUUUUUCAUGGCUGAAAGCUUUUGUAUCGAGACCUUUUAAAAAAUAUUUCUUUUCAUUUAAUGAGACCAGUUAAAAUCUUUUUGUUGCAUGUAUUGAGAUCUGUUAAAAAAAAAAACAAAAAAAAACCACAACCCCUUUGAACUGUGCGUCUUACUUUGCACCCAGAUUAUCUGCCCCACUACCCUCCUUGCACUUUAAGGGUGCAGUGCAACACCGCACUGUGGCUCAUCUGGCGGUGUGGGAGUGUUACUCCAUGGUCUGUGUGUGGGGUGUUGGGAAUCUCAGCUGAUCAGUUUGCCGAGAGGCGAAGCUGCUAUGGUGUUAUGCAAAAACAUUCUGGUCCCAUCUGUGAUUAUUUGGCCACAUUGAUGGAUUACAAGCUAACAGUAAGCAACCAGGACGCCAUGCAGACCAUUACUAUGUGAUUUUAAAUAGGGAAGAAAUCCAAACCAUAAGUAAACAACAGGUAAAACAUAGCACCACACAGAGAAAUGUUUAUUGUGUUGCAUCUGUGGCAUUUAGCCAUGCUAAACAACCUGCCCAGCUAAGCUAAAGCAUGUUGGUCAUACAGUGAUCAUUGGCAUCCACAGAUAUGUUUUAAACUGGUGUUUAAUGCACUGAGUGAAUAUACAUGACACACUAUGUUACAUUACAUUACACACACUGUAUUUUUAGUCAUUCAUUCUGCCAGCCUAAAUACUAGCUUAUGUGACUGGCUACUGACAAGAGUCCUUAUCACAAAUAUAUCAUCUGCUGUAAUACAUAUUUACUGUACUUCAAUCAUGAUACUCUCCUAAUUGAAAUGUGUAAUAAGAUAAAACGAUGAAGGGAUAAUUGGAAUGCCAUUAGUUCACUCAAUAAAGCAUACGGCUCACAUUGUUAGUAAUACACACAGUCAUAAUAGUAUCUAUAGCAGCAAUAAGAUAAUUGCAGAUAUGCAGCUUUCAUUCUGGUCGGUCCAUGUGAAUUCUCAGAGGAGUGUUGGCUUUACGUGGAUGGAGGUGGAGGGCUAGCUCUCAGAGGCACCUCUUUACUCAGUGUAAAUAAUAAUGGAAUGUGAGCUCAAAUACAUGUCAGUCCACAUUAAGUGGGGCCAUGCAGCUUAGGCACCAAAUUAUACAAACAACACACAGUGAAUACAUCGACAAAGUAGAAUUCUACUCCUGAAUGUAGGUUUUGUCCAUUGAUGAAUGAACUUAACUGUAUUUCUUGAAAUGUACCUUACUGAGCGCUAUGUAGCAGCCUGCCACAGAUUUAACUGUUAGUUGCACCCAGAUAAAUGUGAGCCAGCAUACAAGAAUAAACAAGUGGGCAGGAUUUCAAGGCCUUGGAGUAGCCCAGCAGUUAUGAAGACAAAUAUUUCCCCUCUGGGCGGGGAAGGAAAGACAGAAGGCGGGGAAAGGUGAGUUUGGAGUGGAGACAGAGGGGGCUUUGUCCCCUUCUCUGACAGGUCAGCUCCCCCAAUCUUCUCCCCCCAUUCCUCUCUCCCUCUGGAGCUUCCUCCCUAAAUCCCACCUUCCAUAUCCCUCGUCCCCCUGCGCCUCCUGGAGUUCACACAAACCUUCUUACUUGAGAGAUGCCAUCGCUUCUCUGCCAUUCCCUCCUGCUUUUCCUUGCUCAACAGUGCUUCAGCAAGCCUCAAAACAAUGGGCAGCUAGCUUCUGGAGACAGGAGGGCUGCGGCUGAAAGGCGGCAGUUCUGUCAGUGGCCCUGCAAAUGUCAGCAAAGACCAUAUUGUGCCCCGGGGGUGAGCUCUGUCCUGGAUGGAUGUGGCUGCUGCAAGAGCUGUGCCAGGCAGUUUGGACAGCCCUGCAAUGAGAGGGACAUCUGUGACCCACACAAGGGAAUGUACUGCGACUUCUCAGCUGACCAGCCAAGAUACGAGGUUGGAGUAUGCGCAUACAUGAUGGCCAUAGGCUGUGACCUGAAUGGUGUCCACUAUAAGAACGGAGAAGCUUUCCAGCCCAGCGCCCUCUAUAAAUGCACUUGUAUUGCUGGAGCCAUUGGUUGUAUCCCUGCUUUCAUCGAGAAACCUGCUGGACUCUUAGACCCUGCCUCGCUGAUGGGCAACAUGCCAGCCGGACUUCACAGUGCCCAGAGCCCAAAGAAGAACCAGCAGGACACUACCUACAUGUCAGCUUACAGGGAUCCUCCUUUAGCCUGGAAGAAGAACUGUCUGAUCCAGACCACUCCCUGGAGCCCCUGCUCCAAAACCUGCGGCCUGGGCAUUUCUGUGCGUGUCAACAAUGACAACAGCAAGUGUGACAUGAGGAAGGACCGACGCUUGUGUCUGCUGCGGCCAUGUGAGAAGAGCGUGAUGAAGAGCGUUAAGGUGCAAAAAGGAAAGACGUGCCAGCCUAAUUUCCAGGCAAAGAAAGCAGAGAAGCUGACACUCUCGGGCUGCACCAGCACCAAGAAGUUUAAGCCCACAUACUGCGGUGUUUGUUCAGACAAGCGCUGCUGUGUCCCUACCACGUCACACAUGAUCAAGGUCAACUUUACAUGCAAAGGGGGCUCCAACACACAGUGGAAGAUGCAGUGGAUAAAAGCAUGCGUGUGUCAGAGGAAGUGCAAUGAUCCAGGUGACAUGUUUUCUGACCUGAGGUUACUCUAACGGAUCCAUCAAAGAAGUCCAGCG
Molecule: messenger RNA, 4871 nt
Organism: Acanthopagrus latus (yellowfin seabream)
Lineage: Eukaryota; Metazoa; Chordata; Actinopteri; Spariformes; Sparidae
Gene: ccn6
Product: cellular communication network factor 6
Exons: 5
Coding region: 3810-4847 (345 amino acids)
Biological process (GO): cell adhesion; signal transduction
Cellular component (GO): extracellular matrix; extracellular region
Molecular function (GO): integrin binding; heparin binding
Source: RefSeq, a predicted model, not a curated record